AAGUGCGAUGUGUUCUCUCCGAAACGUGCCUGGAGUGGCCAAACCAUGCUGAGUGCGGGGGAGAGAAACCCAACGCUACUCCCAAGAUGAAGGCGGAGAGGCAGGCUUCCUCCAAAGAGGCAGGAGUCUUUUCACUUUUCCAGAGACUAUGCAUCCUCACCUUUUGCCUGGCAGUCGUCAGUGGAGUGAACAUCACCUGCCCAUCCUCUAUCAUAAGAGGCACCCUAGGUGGCUCAGCCCUGCUCUCUGUCAGGUACACCAGCACCAGCUCAGACAAGCCCGUCAUCAAGUGGCAGCUGAAGAGAGAGAAACCCGUCACUGUGGUGCAGUCUAUCGGCACUGAUAUCAUCGGGAACUUGCGGAGUGAGUACCGUGGCCGCAUCAUGCUCUUCGAAAACGGCUCACUGCUCCUCAACUACCUGCAGCUGUCAGAUGAGGGCACUUAUGAAGUGGAGAUCUCCAUCACUGAUGACACCUUUACCGGGGAGAAACGCAUGAACCUCACUGUAGAUGUUCCUGUGUCCAGGCCAUUUGUGAAUUUGGUGGCAUCCUCUGUGCUGGAGCUGACUGAGCACUUUACACUGAACUGCACUCAUGAAAGGGGCACAAAGCCUAUUUAUGGCUGGCUGAAGGGUGGGAAGUCUCUGACCAAUGACUCGCGUUUGCUCCUGUCACAUGACCAGAAAGUUCUAACUAUCUCCAGGGUGCUGAUAUCAGAUGAUGAUGUCUACGCCUGCACUGUGGAGAACCCUAUCAGCAGUAUGAAGAGCAUACCUGUCAGGCUCACAGUCUACAGACGAAGUUCUCUCUAUAUUAUCCUUUCCACUGGUGGAAUUUUCUUGCUCAUAACCCUGGUGACGGUUUGUGCCUGCUGGAAGCCCUCCAAAAAAAAAAGGCAACAGCCUGUGAUGCACAGCAGGCAAAAUGUAGAGCAGAACAAUGGCAAUCAUGAAGUUGCAGUUGAUAUUGUGCCGGGAAGGAGCUACCAUAAUCGUAAAGGCCCAGGUGGUUUAUAUGUUCUGAAGGAAACCGACUUUGCUGAAGAACAAGACGAGGAGCCGUGUAACUACAUCCACCCUUUGGAUCCGCACAGUCCUCCUUGCUAUCCCAGCACAUUCUCCUCUCCAGAUGCAUAUACCUACUCAGGAAGAAGAUACCCUCGCACUCCUGUCCCCUCUCCUCCCACAACCCCAACCACCACCAUGGCUACGGUGUCUUCACCACACCUGCAAAGCUUAACACGAAAGCCCCACCCUUCGGCUGCAAGCCCCACCCCCUCACACACAGAGGAACAGUCAACCGGACACGAGACGAGCAUUCACAGCCACAUUUAA
Messenger RNA from Neoarius graeffei (lesser salmon catfish), 1334 nucleotides. RefSeq names its product hepatic and glial cell adhesion molecule a (gene hepacama). The record is from RefSeq and is a predicted model, not a curated record. Bases 87 to 1334 code for a protein of 415 amino acids. Lineage: Eukaryota; Metazoa; Chordata; Actinopteri; Siluriformes; Ariidae. The transcript is spliced from 7 exons.